This is a messenger RNA of Chara braunii, 2801 nucleotides long. The record is from the annotation of a GenBank genome assembly. NCBI's taxonomy places the organism in Eukaryota, Viridiplantae, Streptophyta, Charophyceae, Charales, Characeae.
GUUGGUGUGGUGUGCAUCAUUUUUCUCUAUGUUCAUUGCCACAUACCUGCCUCUCGGUCAUCAGGGGGUAGCUAUGACCUACCAGAUACUCUCAAAAGGAGAAUCGCCGUGAUGCAAAGACGGAAACUUCAGGUGUCAUCCAGCAUGACCCCUGUUGUGGAGGUUGUAGAUGGAACACUUCUUCAAUAUGGUGGUGAUCUCCUUGCCUCUAGAGAAGACAAGCUCACAGAAUAUUUUGCGCCAUUCAUCUUUCAGGUAGUUGUUUCGCAAGACGAGAACACAGUCUACUACGUGGAAGCUAUAUUAAAUGGCACACUUUCCGUACCUACCUUGCGAUCUGCGGUAAGGCAAGUCGGAAUGUCGUCACCAGGAUCGACAUCAGGAACAACAAUUCAAACUGUGGCUGGCCCAUGGCCGCUUGAUCAGGAACCAUUCUCAACAAAUUCCUCCCUCUUGAUGGGCUUGUCGCUGGUGGACACCUCAACAUUGCUCGUUGUGGACAGUGACAAUGAGCUGAUUCGCAAAAUCAGCCUCAGUGUCAGGAAUGCAGGGAAUUUCACUCGGCUGAAAAUGCCCAGAUAUUUAACAAAGCACCCAACACUUCCCCAGAUAUUUGUUUCAUCUGUUGAUCGCAUCAUGACCGUCCCGCUGUCCUCUCCAUCCAACUCUAGCGGAAUUGCAAUCACAACUCUUGCUGGUUUCAGUGGUCUGACUGGCUCUGUUCAAGACUAUCUUGAUAGCAGCAAUGGUGCAGACGUCCGGUUCAAUGGACCGAUGCAUGGACCGCGCUCAAUUUCUGGGAAUGGGGACAGCCUGUAUGUUGCGGAUUCUGGAAACAAUGUGCUACGUCGUGUGGAUACUCAAACAGGAGCCACAGUCACUGUAGCUGGCACUCGGUCUUCAGAAGGCCUCUCCAUAGAUGGCGAUGCUUCAUCUGCCCAAUUGGGACUGCCCGAGGAUGUGGCUGUGACAUCUAACGGCUGCAAUGUCUUUGUUGCUGAAGGUAGUGGUGCUAUACGCUGGAUAACACUUAAUGAACCUAAUGGGACCGCAAUCAAGGUGAAAACAAUUGUGACAGGUCAAGUGAAGGCUACUUCCAAGUCGUCAAACAUGGAAUGGUUGUGCAUAACUUUGACUCAUGAUGACAAGUUUUUGGUAGCUGGGACUGGAAGUGGAGGCAUUUAUUGGUUCACACUGAACAGUUCACACCUUCACAACUGUAGUUCCACGACACCAUCACCUGUGCCUCCAAGUCCUCGAAAGUCAACUACUACUAAAAGUUCCACCGUUGUUGCUGUUGCUGUUAGUUGUUCUGUUGCAGUUGUGGUGGUAGUCGGCAUUAUUGCAGCAAUUUUCCUAUUGAAGAGGAAUUCGGAACAGAAUCUGAUGCAGCCUCUUGCCGGAGGAGGGGGUACUGGGGCAAGUAUAACCGGGCCCACCGUAUCAUUCCCUUCUUAUCUCGGUGGGCAACUGUUCUCAGUGCCCGCAGAGGGUAUCCGUGAGUUUUCAUUUCAGGAAAUCCAGGCUGCAACCGAAGAUCUCAAUGACAAGUAUUGUGUGCAACAGGGGGGUGCUUUCGGAAAACUUUACAGGGCUUUCUUGACGAUUGACGGUGAGCGCCAGGAUAUGGCCAUCAAAGUUAUGAAGGGGGAAAUGGACCACCACAAGUACAAGCAAUUCUUGGCUGAGGUUCAGAUGUUGAGCAAGGUGCGGCACAAAAACCUUUGCAGACUUGCUGGGUACUUUGUUGAUCAGAACUUGUGCAUUCUUGUGUACCCAUUUAUCGUGGGCGGCAGCCUGCAUGAUCGUCUGCAUGGUACCGGGGAGCCUCUAACCUGCAGAGAGCGAAUGUCUGUGGCAGAGCAAGUGGCCACGGGCUUACAUUACCUGCAUCAUGGCCUGGAGGAGCCAAUACUGCAUCGGGAUAUCAAGAGCCACAACCUGCUGGUGAAGGGCAAGGGGGAAGCCCUGCAUGCGUACUUGAUUGACUUUGGGCUUGCAAGACCUGGACCUUCAACGACGGACGAUGGGAAGACCCUCGAAACAACACUAGGCGGCCAGACCGUGCUCACGCUGGUGGUAUGCGGUACACCUGGGUAUAUGGCCCCAGAAUACCAACAUGGCAUGCAGCUAACUCCAAAGAACGAUGUCUAUGCGUUUGGGGCGGUAUUGCUGGAGCUGGUUACAGGUCAGAAGGCACAGUGGAGAGGAGAGCAGAAUGAGGUGAUCAAACUCGUGGCAUGGUGUCGGCAGUGGCUAACCUAUCCCAAUCUGACAUAUCAGCAAUUUUCUGGCAUGGUUGAUGCAAAGCUGAUGGGUUCCUUGAGGAAUGAGGAAUGGGAUAUGGUGUACAAGCUGGCAAUGCUCGGCCACAAGUGCACAAGUGAUCUUCUAGCGCACAGACCCGACAUGAAUGGUGUCAUGGAAGAAAUCCGGGGAAUACAAAAAUUAGGUGUUCAUCAUCGUGCAGCCUCCAUGUCCCAGAGUGCAGGAACAUCACAACCCUCAGGGGCAAUGCAUAUGACAUAGCAGCAGGCAUGUAUAGGCAUAACACUGUUAUGAUUUAACAUAUCCUAGCUUGUCUGAGAGAGGUGGUUUGGAGUUUGCUGGGGGUGCUCAUUUUGAUGUCUUAGGUGUGCUAUUGUGCACUCAAUAGACGAGCGGUCGAAAAUAGUUCAGAAUACACAGUAUUGAUUGCCAAGCCAAGCACUUGUCAACAUGUGAGAUUCUUGAUUGAUUGCUAAUAUGCUACUUGCUUGGCUAGCCAAGGCUGGAAAGCGAAACAAAAUAACGUUAAUAAA